AAAUGAGCUCACUAACUCCAGUGCCUUCAGAUGCAUCCCUUUCCUGACAUUUUGUGGGGGCCUAAUUUCAAACUUGCAGAAAUAUUGCAAGGAUAUUACAAAUAAUUUCCUGAAAUCUUUUGCCCUAAAUUCCUUAUUUAUUUGCCUUUUACUCUGUGUUCUUCCUAUUGCAUUUCAAGGCAGUUCGGACAGGGAGGAAGGCUGAGUCUGUGUCAGUGUAGUUGCUUUGCCAAUUACAUUCUCUGGAGAAUGUGCUGCUGUAGUAAAACCCCUCUGGCAGGCACCUCCCUCUGGCAGAGGCUGUGGACUCCCUUCCCCUCCUUGCCUCAUCCGCUGCUGUCACCAAGGACGUUGAACAGGAAGAAGAGUUUGCUUGGAGAUUCUGCCAAGACCAAGAGAUUACAUUAAGGAAGGAAGGACACUGUCUGAGCAGAAGGGGCAAACCCUCAACUGGAGCUUCUACCCACCAGAAACAGUUCUGCGUGCAAACCCGCCAGCCUUCCAGGAAGCGAACAGGUUUCACCACCUCCAUCAUGAACUGGCACUUGGUCACCUCUGUGUUUGUUGUAGUGGUGCUGAAGAUUGUGGGAAUGACUUUCUUCUUGUUUUAUUUUCCGCAGAUAUUUGGUGAAAAUAAUGAUGGCUUCAUUCCUACAGGAAGCUAUGGAACAGUCCCACAGAUUUUUGGAACCACCAAUAUGGGCUUCGUUCCCACACAGAGCUAUAAUGGAACAGCCUGCAGCAAAGGAUGGGAUUUUUACCAAGGAAAAUGUUUUUUCUUGUCCACGGAUGAACUGUCUUGGAUCAAAAGCAAGAACUAUUGUGAAGCACAAGGGUCAAGUCUAGCCAUUAUCAACAGACCAGAGGAACUGAAAUUUCUCCAGGAUAUAAUUGGUGCAGAGAAGUAUUUUAUUGGCCUAACGUACAAGAGUACAGAGAAAAAGUGGCUCUGGAUCAACAAUCGUUUAUUCAAUGGCAACAUCACCAAUCAACACCCAGAGUUUGGCUGUGUGACCAUAGGCCUAACAAACACCUAUGAUGCUGCCUCGUGUGACAUAAGCUACCGGUGGAUCUGUGAGAAGAGAGCAGAGUGAUAGAGGCCUCCCUUGAGAGAACAAAAAAAAUACUUAGGAAGGGAGCAGAAGAGGAUAUUUAUAACUGGAGUGAUGCCAUAGGAAGUACAGACCACCAAAUUGUUAUGUCAGUCAUCCACAGAUUGUUGGUUCCUUGCAAAGGAUGCAUUGGCCACCUCCACAAAUGUAUGUGCAUAUACACAGUGAAGAGAAACUGUAUGCCUGGACCAUCAUGCCCCACCCACCCCACACACACACAAGACUCCGUUUCCUGUGAGAGUCACAUCUCUGACUGACUGGAUCCAUAGAGGUCAAGUUGUUCUAGUGAAUGAUAGUAUUUAUGGUCUGUUAAUGUUAAUAAUCUGUCUCCUAGGAAAAUGCCUUGACAGUUUAAGGAGAUGAACUUCUGUAUCUUCUCUGGGAGAUUAAAUACUAGUGAGCUCUAGGAGGAAUGGUCAGUUUUAUGCAUAAAACCCAGUUAGCUAACUGACAAGAUCUUUCUGUAGAACUGAACAUUUCUGAUGGAUUCACAAUCGGAGAAAUUGGGGGCCAAUCAGCUAUGAACUUAAGAAGAAAGCAAAGAAGUAGGAGAAGUGAACUUAGUUAAUGUGACCUCAUCUCUAGUCCCAAGAGACCUUUAUUCUCAUGCCCCUAUGGCUGGCCUGCUUGGGACAUCAGAGCGUCUUCAGUCGUGAUGGAGGUCAGCCCAAGACAAGGGCUCCUGAAGCUCAGCUCAGCAAGUACAUUAGAAAGAAAGGCAGCAUAGGGAAAGGAGCCCCCUCACCCUGUGCCCCACAGGAAACCAGGAGAAGGGCCCAGGGGCAAGCCCAGAAGCCCAGUAUGUCUGCAUAUCCUGCCCCAGCACUGCCUCCCUCCCUGACAUGCAAAUGGAGGCAGAGGAGAACACCUGAAGACAAAGGUUGAAGUACAUCCCCCGAAGGUCUCAUCCUUCCUCUGAAGAGACUUUAAAGUUGAGAAGACCAGAAGGCUUGGGGCCUUUAUCUCUUUUUCUCGGCAUGGCUUGUACUUUCUUCUCCUUUUCUGUCCUUACUUUCUCCCAAUAAAUGUUCAUCUUCUCCCUGAAA
Molecule: messenger RNA, 2158 nt
Organism: Erinaceus europaeus (western European hedgehog)
Lineage: Eukaryota; Metazoa; Chordata; Mammalia; Eulipotyphla; Erinaceidae
Gene: CLEC5A
Product: C-type lectin domain containing 5A
Exons: 7
Coding region: 534-1094 (186 amino acids)
Biological process (GO): innate immune response
Molecular function (GO): virus receptor activity
Source: RefSeq, a predicted model, not a curated record